GAGGGACACGAGAGAAGGGAGCCUGAUGCAGUCUGCUGCAGAGACUGUGGAGAAUGCCUCCAUCCUGUCAGGUGGCUCGGCACAGGACGGUCAUCGGCUCUGGAUCGGCAACAUUGACCCCAAAAUCACAGAGUACCACCUAGUGAAGCUCCUGGAGAAGUUUGGCAAAGUGAAGCAGUUUGACUUCCUGUUCCACAAGUCAGGUCCUCUGGAGGGCCAGCCAAGAGGAUACUGCUUUGUCAACUACCACACCAAAGAGGAGGCUGAACGGGCUAUUCAGUGUCUGAAUGGAAAAUUGGCACUUUCUAAGAAGUUAGUGGUGCGUUGGGCUCAUGCUCAGAAGUUUGAACCCUUCAGAGGAGACAAAAAUGUGCCGGCCAGUUUAGAGCCUUCAUCCAGUGAAGCCGAGGAGCUGCCAACCACACUAGGUGUUAAUGCAAAGAUCCGUGCCAUCGAAGCCAAGCUGCAGCUGAUGGAAGAAAACCCAGAUGACUAUUCCGGCCCAUCUGCGUAUAUCUACAACAAACCCCCCGAUAAAAGAGACAAGAGGUCCCAGCCCUACUACAAGCCAUUCCGCAGAUUCAGAAGAUGACCUCUCCAACAGCUGUGCAAGUGUCGCUGCACUGAAGGGACUGCGAGGGGUGCAGACAUAAGCUAAGCUGCUCUUGUCUCUUGGCUAGUGAGAGACUGUAAUGUAUCAUGAGACGAGAAAGUCCAACACCUUUGAUUGGUAGUGCUGUUCUGUUUCUCGGCCAGUGGAGGAGUCUUUUUACUGUGAAAGACAGCUGAUGUAAGCAGAAUCUAACCACAUAAUUCUAGUGAAUUCAUUUUUCCUUUUUUGAACAUUGCUGUUACCCAAGUAAUUUCAGUUCUUCAGGGUUUAAAGGGAUAGUUCAGUAGAAAGAUUACAAUUCUGUCAUCAUUUACUCACCUUUGUUGUUCCAAAGCAGUAAGAGGAUUUUGAUAAACGUCUUUUGUCAAUGAGAUCCGAUGUUGUUUGAACCCUAAAAUAUCUUCCUUUGUGCUCCACAGAAGAAACAACAGUUGUACAGGUUUGAGAAAAUCAUGGAUGCACAUAAAUCAUGAUAGAGUUUUGCACCUUUUCACAAUCUCAGUUCACAUCCCUUCCUUGAAAUAGUUUUUUAUGCACUUGUAAACUGCCCAGUGUGCUGCUUGUGAAAGUGUUGUUGUGUGUUGUGAGUCUUAUGAUCUGAAAUCUACAUACUACUCAGACUUUACCAGUCUUUGUUACACUGCUGUGAAGCACAAUAUUAUGCAUUGUUUAUCUUAAUAUCUUAUCUUUUUAAGUCUAACGUGAAAAGGGCUUUUAUCACGUGAUCUGGAGAGGGGGCAUCACAACAGCUGAUGUCAUCAACAGUUUAGAUCAAGUGUAAAUAUCCAGGUAUUUUGAUAGAUUUUGCUCCUGUCCUGUUCAAAAAUAAAUAAAACGGUCCUCCUAUGAGGUGCACAAACAA
Messenger RNA from Cyprinus carpio (common carp), 1475 nucleotides. RefSeq names its product putative RNA-binding protein 18. Gene Ontology annotation, molecular function: RNA binding. Lineage: Eukaryota; Metazoa; Chordata; Actinopteri; Cypriniformes; Cyprinidae. The record is from RefSeq and is a predicted model, not a curated record.